UUGAAUUUUGCAACAGCAUUGAGUUUUUCACAAUAUGUCAGCACUAAAUCUAACUGUUCGCGUUCAUCCCGUGGUGCUCUUCCAGGUGGUGGAUGCCUUUGAGAGGCGCAAUGCGGAGUCACACCGCGUCAUCGGUACUCUGCUGGGAUCCGUGGAGAAAGGUGUCGUCGAGGUGACCAAUUGCUUCUGUGUGCCGCACAAGGAACACGACGACCAGGUGGAGGCGGAGCUGAGCUAUGCCCUGGACAUGUACGACCUGAACAGGAAGGUGAACUCCAACGAGGCUGUUGUCGGCUGGUGGGCCACCGGCAAUGAUGUGACGAACCACAGUUCUGUCAUCCAUGAGUACUACGCCCGGGAGUGCAACAAUCCGGUCCAUCUCACCGUGGACACAUCCCUGCAGGGCGGACGCAUGGGCCUGCGGUCCUAUGUGUGCAUCCAGUUGGGCGUGCCCGGCGGCAAAACCGGCUGCAUGUUCACACCCAUUCCCGUGGAGUUGACCAGCUACGAGCCGGAGACCUUUGGUCUGAAGUUGCUGCAGAAGACGGUGGGCGUUGCCCCAGCCAACCGUCCAAAGACAGUGCCACCCAUGCUGGACCUGGCCCAAAUUUCUGAAGCCUCCACGAAGCUGCAAUCCCUGCUAGACCUCAUCCUGAAGUACGUUGACGAUGUUAUUGCUCACAAGGUGACGCCGGACAACGCUGUGGGCCGCCAGCUGCUCGACCUCAUCCACUCCGUGCCGCACAUGAGCCACGAGCAGUUCACCCAAAUGUUCAACGCCAAUGUACGCAACCUUCUGAUGGUCAUCACGCUUUCCCAGCUUAUCAAGACACAGCUGCAGCUCAACGAGAAGCUGACGUUUCUGCCCACAGCCUAGGGCGGCAGAUACCUGAGGGUGGCCUGAGGUUUCUUUUUAAGUCGAAAGCAGUGUAACAACAAAGUGUAUUGGAUUAUGUUUUUCUAUUUGAUGUAUGUAUCUAAGUAAUAAAGUGCUCGGAUCGCCAACAAAUAA
Drosophila persimilis is the source of this 1012-nucleotide messenger RNA. It is a transcript of the gene eIF3f1, whose product is annotated as eukaryotic translation initiation factor 3 subunit F-1. Gene Ontology annotation, cellular component: eukaryotic translation initiation factor 3 complex, eIF3m. The transcript has a single exon. Gene Ontology annotation, biological process: translational initiation. Bases 35 to 877 code for a protein of 280 amino acids. Lineage: Eukaryota; Metazoa; Arthropoda; Insecta; Diptera; Drosophilidae. The record is from RefSeq and is a predicted model, not a curated record. Gene Ontology annotation, molecular function: metallopeptidase activity; translation initiation factor binding; translation initiation factor activity.